CCUUUAAAAAGAUGACCUACAAGAGAGAAUUAAUUUAGUUAUAGGUGACCCUAUGAGUAUCGGUGACCAAGCCAGCAAGUCCAUUGAAGAGCAAAACAAGUAUUUGUAUAACUAUAUACAUAAACUGGAGUUUCUGAUCAAGCAAUCGCAACAGGAAAGGGCUGACUCUGCAUUAAAUUUUAAAAGAGUAAUCGGCCAUCUUGUUCUUGAAGCCACUAAGAGUAAUAUCGAACCCCAAGUAACAUUUCAUGAACUCAAAAGGAUACUAGCCAAAGAAUAUGAGGAUGGCAAUGUCUACCUAGACAGAGAGAAAUUGGAGGAGAAUCCGGACAAGAGAGACUUUGUUCUUGAAGCAUUAGCAGCAGGUUCUAAACCAUUUAAUAAUUAUGAAUCUGGAUAUGUGCCUACCCAUGGUAUUAGGACAAAGACCUCCCUCGAACCAAAGAUGCUUCAGUGGUCUUCCACUAAGAGAACAGAUAUAGAAGCAGACCUAUAUGGAUCAGAGAGACUCAAAGUAGAGAGAGUGAGGAGAUUAUGAAAUACUUCGAGAAUGAACGGAGGUUCAAAUGCUGAUGACAAAAGAUCCAAUGGUAAUAUCACCGACACACCUUCAGACAUUGGUAUGAAUAAUGAUAAAAGUCUCAAUAAAAUUCUAGAAGAGACUAACCAGGCUAAUAAACUGAUUGAACACCACUCUAAAUAACUUGGCAACAUUUUUCAGAAAGACACAGAAAAAGAAGAGGGAACUGAAACAAGCCCAAAAAUUAAGAGAAGAAAAGGAGCCAAAGAUAAAUUAUAAACCUCCUAUAGCUAUCUUGGACAGUGAAGCUUUCCAUAACCUAAGAAUUGGUAAACUCCCCACUAAGGAGAGCUCCAAAGUUGUCGAUUCUAACACAGGUUCUUCAAGUCUCAGCCAGGCUGACUCUAAUAGUCUGAAUAGACAAUACUACCAAGUCCAGGCUCCAGAGAGGGCUCAGAUUACUCCAAUUUUACCAAAAAUCUCAAUCUCAGAGUUCAAACCAGCUGCUGCUUGCGAUCAGAGCUUCAACCCUCAGCUAAGCUAUCCUAAGUUCAGAGAGGAGGCUGUGAUCAACUCCUCAAAUAAAUAAAUCAAUUCUUCCACUUG
Molecule: messenger RNA, 1126 nt
Organism: Moneuplotes crassus
Lineage: Eukaryota; Ciliophora; Spirotrichea; Euplotida; Euplotidae
Source: the annotation of a GenBank genome assembly